AGAGAGAGAGAGAGGUGAGGAGGGAUGGGGAUGAGGCCGGGCUGGGUGGGGGGGCUGGUGGAGGAGAGCUUCUUCGUGGAGUGCGCGGCUCACGAGGACCGCAAGAAGAACGAGAAGAACAUCUUCUGCCUGAGCUGCUGCGCCAGCAUCUGCCCGCACUGCGCGCCCGCGCACCGCCGCCACCCGCUCAUCCAAGUGCGGAGGUACGUGUACAAUGACGUGGUGCGCCUGGACGACCUCGAGAGGCUCAUCGACUGCUCCUUUGUUCAGCCCUACACGAUCAACAGUGCAAAGGUGAUCUUUCUGAAGCCGCGGCCUCAGUCUAGGCCCUUCAAGGGCUCUGGCAACGUCUGCUUGACAUGUGACAGGAUCCUCCAGGAGCCUUUCCACUUCUGCUGCCUCUCUUGCAAGGUGGAUCAUGUGAUGACGCAGGGAGGAGACCUGUCCAACAUCCUGUACGUGCCCGGCGGGCCGCCGGACCUGGGCUGCGGCUUCCCGCGCUUCGAGAACCUCCGAGUCGACGGGUUCGACGACGACGCCGGCCAGUACGACCAGGUGAUCACCCCCAACUCCAUCCUCGAGGACCCGCUGCAGCGCAGCAACGGGGGCAGCGCCAGCGGCGGCUCCAGCAACGGCAGCGGCAGGAACGCGUGGCGUGUUAACGGCGACGACGUCCCGAGGAAGAAGAAAAGCGGCGGCGGCGGCGGGUUCUUCCCUCAGAUCGUCCUGUCGCUCGGCAACAGGAGGAAGGGCGCUCCCCACAGGGCGCCGCUCGCCUAACCGAGCUGCAGCCUGCAGCUAGCCAUUCCAUCGCGCGCUAGUACAGAUCGAACUCCCCCCUAUAUAUAUGUGCUAUUAAGUAUGUUGUUGAUUACCACUAGCUAGCAGUGUUAGUAGAGGUA
This is a messenger RNA of Phragmites australis (common reed), 902 nucleotides long. RefSeq names its product protein RGF1 INDUCIBLE TRANSCRIPTION FACTOR 1-like. The record is from RefSeq and is a predicted model, not a curated record. Bases 25 to 780 code for a protein of 251 amino acids. NCBI's taxonomy places the organism in Eukaryota, Viridiplantae, Streptophyta, Magnoliopsida, Poales, Poaceae. Gene Ontology annotation, molecular function: zinc ion binding. The transcript is spliced from 4 exons.